Messenger RNA from Macrobrachium nipponense, 2464 nucleotides. RefSeq names its product nucleosome assembly protein 1-like 1 (gene Nap1). Lineage: Eukaryota; Metazoa; Arthropoda; Malacostraca; Decapoda; Palaemonidae. The transcript has 9 exons. Gene Ontology annotation, cellular component: nucleus; chromatin. Gene Ontology annotation, molecular function: chromatin binding; histone binding. Gene Ontology annotation, biological process: nucleosome assembly. The coding region runs from base 16 to 1257 and encodes 413 amino acids. The record is from RefSeq and is a predicted model, not a curated record.
GCCAUCUUUACCCGCAUGUUUGUCUGUUCUGUCUGGCUCCGGAUCUUACGGCAGAAGGAAGGUGAGUUAGUGUGUCGAGUGUCACCAAGACGUAAUUACUGUUUAAUUCUCUUCAAGCUCGACGCGAAAUUUCAGUAUCAAAAGUUAUCGACAAUGGCAGAUCCGGAGAAGGCAGCUGUCCCAACCAAUGAGGAGGAUAUGUCAGAGGAAGAGAUGGAGGAUGAUGAUGAGGAAGGUGGAGGACGCAAGCAGUUGGUUGACAAACUUAUGAAGGAUCCUCAGGUACUGGCUGCCCUGCAGACCAAACUUCGUCGAUUCCUUGGCACCCCGUCAGGUUACAUUAGUUCUUUACCUGUGGUUGUGAAAAAACGUAUUAAGGCGCUGAAGAAAAUUCAGCUCCAGUACACUGAAUUAGAGGCUGAUUUUUACAAGGAAGUUCACGCUUUAGAGGUAAAGUAUGAUAAGAUGCACCAAGAGUUGUAUGAAAAGCGUAAGAAGAUUGUAAAUUCUGAGUAUGAGCCAAAUGAGGAAGAGUGUGAUUUCCCCUCUGACGAUGAAGAGGAAAAGGACCUCAGUAAAGACAUGGAAGAAAAGGCAAAGAUUGAGGAUAAGGAAGAAUCAAAGGUUCAUGACUUCGAUGAAAACACAAAGGGCAUUCCAGAGUUUUGGCUGACUAUCUUCAAGAAUGUAGACUUGUUGGCCGAGAUGGUACAAGACUACGAUGAACCAAUACUUAAACAUCUAACUGAUAUUCAGCUUAAAUUCCAUGACGAUCCAAUGGGUUUCACUCUAGAAUUCAUGUUUACUGAAAAUGAAUAUUUUACAAAUAAAACUCUGACUAAAUAUUAUGAAAUGAAGUGUGCGCCGGAUAAAGACGAUCCUUUCAGUUUUGAGGGUCCAGAAAUCUUCAAGUGUAAGGGUUGUACUAUAGACUGGAAGAAGGGAAAGAACGUUACAGUUAAAACCAUCAAGAAGAAGCAGAAGCACAAGUCUAGAGGAGCUGUUAGAACUAUAACCAAGACUGUUCAGAAUGAUUCCUUCUUCAAUUUCUUCAACCCACCCCCAGUCCCCGAAGAUCCAAGCGAAGAGAUGGACGAAGAUACACAGGCCCUCUUGACAGCAGACUUUGAAAUUGGCCAUUACAUCCGUGAGCGUAUUGUUCCCAGAGCAGUACUUUUCUACACUGGUGAAGCCUUGGAUGAUGAAGAUUUUGAAGAAGAGGAAGGCGAAGAAGGGUCAAUAAUCAGUUCAGUGUAGCUCCAUAGCAUCACCCAGAACUAAAGGUGAUGAAGGGGAAGAUGAAGAGGAGGAAGAUGACCCUGAUUAUGAUCCAACGAAGGACAAGUCCAACAAGGACCAACAACCGGCUGAGUGUAAACAGCAGUGACCUUCUAGUGAGGUUUAGGUCCCCGUAAUCCCCAAUAAUUCACAAUUUUAAGUUGGCAGCAGUUUUUGAGACAUUGCUGGUCAAAGCAUUUUACACACUUGGACAAGUAUUUAUUUUUUUACACUUGAGCUUAGAUCUGAAAACUAAUUCUCUGUUGUAUUCCUUAUUGUGUUUAUUCACUUUACGUGCUUGCCGAAAUGUCUUAUUGGUAUUAGUUGGUAAAUUUUGUAGGUUAAGUUAAUGGUUUUCAGUGUCCAGGUAAAUGCAUUUGACCCUUCAUUUCUUGUUUUACCCAGUCUAGCUAGCAACAAACAUCAUGAUGUGGGCAACUAUUUUCUGGCCUUGACGUUGAUUUACAGUAAUUCCAAAGACUAUCGUAAGAGUAAAAGUAGCAGAUAGUUACCUGAAAUCUUUUUAACAGUCCACCACUCUGUGUGUUCUUAACUGGUUUUUGUUGUGCUUGGGUUGACCUGCCAAAUCUUUCCAUGAAGGGACAGCUGUAAAAUGUGUUCAAGACUUCAAGGUGUCCUAGGUGAAGCCAAAGAAGACAGUAAGAAGUUGCGAGUUUAGUCAAAAGUAAAAUUCGCCAAUUGUCUUGAACUGUUGUUCUUUCAGGCUCAGGCCACAGCCAAUGGAACUUUGAAGUUUCAUGACCACUUUGAAAAGGGUACUCAACUUCUCAUUGUGAUAAAAGUGCACUAUCUUUACAACACUUGCAAUUAUUUAAGUUAGGAUGUAAUGAAAUGUUUUUUGUACCAGUGUCACUGCAUUACUCGGAGCUUAGCAUAACUCAUACUGAUCUUUUGAAUUUUGCCUGUGUGACAAGUCAUGGAGCAAUGCAACUCAUCAGUAUGAUGUUAUAUCUGAUAUUAAUGCUGUUUGAGAGGGAGGGGCUAAUGUGGAAGCUGUUGCAUUUUAUUGUAGAGGUUUAUUAAGGAUCUCUAUUUCUAAGAGCCAUUUAUGGAUGUCUUAUACAGAAAAAUUUUUAACUUGUUUUAAACGGCAAGCUUUGGUAAUUGUAAUAGCUUUUGUUACCACAGCUGCUCAUAUAUAUAUAUAUAUUUACUCUUUUUUCAA